AUGGGGAGGAGGCAAGGUCGAUACGAGAAUAACGACCUUUGGCAAUCAGGUAAGAAAAAUUCGUUAAUUUUUUUAUUUUUACGAAUAAAAACCGACAAAGGUUUAACUAGACGAAUAGAACAAGGUAAGAAAAAAAAAUUUUUAUUAUUUAUUCCGGGACAAGGACGCGAGGAUUCGUGA
This is a messenger RNA of Pediculus humanus corporis (human body louse), 180 nucleotides long. RefSeq lists its product as uncharacterized. NCBI's taxonomy places the organism in Eukaryota, Metazoa, Arthropoda, Insecta, Psocodea, Pediculidae. The transcript is spliced from 2 exons. The record is from RefSeq and is a predicted model, not a curated record. The coding region runs from base 1 to 180 and encodes 59 amino acids.